AAAGCUUCGACGACCUGAUUUCCGGAUGUAACGAAAUUUAUCGUCUUCAACAAUCACAUUAAAAUGUCGAGUGGAUAUUCUUUCACAUGUCCAACAAAUCUUCGAUGCAGAAAUGUGGACUACUUUUACUCAUUAGUAGCCCUCAGGCAUAAUAUGUAACAACGAUGCGCAGUUUCGAUAUAAAUUGUAGAUUGUCUUGUAAAUUUGUGUAUUAUUUUACGAAGAUAUCAUUUUUUUUUUUAAAUUUUGAAUUCAUUUGUAAUUCUUAAGUCAUAGAAAAAAAUUUUUAGAAUUUAUAUUUUUCUGGUUUCAUUGUUUCUCUUUGUAUACAUAAGAAAGUGUUAAUAUUUUAUUUCUUAUGCAAUGGAGCCUUGGAACAGAAUACGUUAUAUAACUUACUUGGCCUGCAUUGUCAUAGAAUUUACUGGAGAUGCCAUUAGUGAAGAAGUGCUAUUAGAGAUGAAUACGAUGCGUUUUGGCUUGGUAAAAGUAAACACUAGCGUCAACGACUGGGACAGGUUUUUUGACUGCAUGAGAAAUAAAUUAACAAGUCUCUGCACACUCAACUUAAACGAAACCAGGACUUCAGGAAAUUUUCGAGAAUUUCAAUCCAAUGGUAUAAGAUGUGAAAAGACUAUAACAAAGUGGCUAGAGACUCCUACGUUUGAAUGUGAUUUCCAAGAGAAAUGUGAAGAUACUACAAAGAAAUGUUCCAGUAUUGUCUGUUUAAGACCCCAAAAUAACUGUACUGUAAUGUCUGGCUGUAACGGAGUAUUUAACAUACAAUGGAAACAUGAGUCAGAUUAUUUACGUAGUUCAAAACUGACUUAUGUCUGUGAAGAAACUGGGGAUAGAAAAUGUUUUGUACAUUGUUAUAAUGAAGCAUCUACCAGGCCUACGUUCUUAAAAUGUAACUUAUCGUACCAGUCUACUAGACCUACGUCCUCAAAAAGUAACUCAUCGUACCGGACUACUAGGCCUACGUUCUCAAAAAGUAACUCACCGUACCCGUCUACCAGGCCUACGUCCUCAAAACAUAACCCAUGGUACUCGUCUACUACGACUACUUCCUCAACAAACAAAUCAUUGCUCACCAAGACAAUUACCACUCCCACAUUACAUGACGAUAAAAAAGAUAAACGAGAUAAUGGAAAAAACAAAAAACACAAAUUAAAUACCGAAACUAUACUUAUCUCUGUCUUGAUUUGUCUCAUUGUUAUCACUAUACUUGUGAUUCUGUGUUUUCUUAGCAAGAGUUUCAGGCAAAGAAUGGGACAAACGUGUUCAUGCUUUACCGAUACAACAGUGAGCCAUUGCAGCAGUGGCAAUGCAAAGAGCUACACGACUCAAGGGAAUACCAAUGUAUCUCACAGUACUACAAACAUCUGUUUUGAUGGGGAGUCCCACAUUUACAACGACUGUUCAAUCUCUGACGCCCUUCCAUCCUGGGAAAUCUGUGGAACCUCUUUAGCUACCAACACAUCCAAAUACAGCGAUGGUUCUAAAACUGAGCAGGCCAAGUUGAAGAAGUCAACAUGCGAUAAUGCAAACAAAGAUAUCAAUGAACCAGACACGACAGAGUACAACAGACUCCGAGACCAGCUGAGGAUAGAUGCAGUUGAUUACAAUUGUCACAUUCCAGACAAAAGUUUGAUCUCGCCAAGAAGCUCUGAUAUCUACGAACAAAACAAUUCUGAUUAUACAUUGGCCAAAGAUUCUCAAACGUUGGGAAAAGAUACUUUGACUACAAGUCCUUAUUCCUUGGUUGAACUAGUUGAGCCUUCAAAUGAACCAAAUUUUAGAUUUAAUCAAACAGAUUUAGCUCAAAACAUUUUGAUUCAACAAAUCGAAAUGAUUACAAUUUUUUAAAUUUCUGGAUAUUGUAAUAUGGAAAAUAAAAAAAAAAACAACAACACUGGCUAACAUUUGUGGUCAGUAUAGUUAGGUGCAAAUGUUUUUCCAUAAACUGUACCGCUAUUUGUAUAUCUAUCUGUCUAUGUAUCCAUUUCUAUCUAUCUAUCUAUCUAUUUAUCUAUCUAUCUAUCUCUAUUUAUCUAUCUAUCUCUCUCUCUCUAUCUA
This is a messenger RNA of Biomphalaria glabrata, 2079 nucleotides long. RefSeq lists its product as uncharacterized. The transcript is spliced from 2 exons. The record is from RefSeq and is a predicted model, not a curated record. The coding region runs from base 364 to 1869 and encodes 501 amino acids. Lineage: Eukaryota; Metazoa; Mollusca; Gastropoda; Planorbidae.